Messenger RNA from Oryzias latipes (Japanese medaka), 1891 nucleotides. RefSeq names its product leucine rich repeat containing 42 (gene lrrc42). NCBI's taxonomy places the organism in Eukaryota, Metazoa, Chordata, Actinopteri, Beloniformes, Adrianichthyidae. The record is from RefSeq and is a predicted model, not a curated record.
AACUUUUAAUUCUUUACAAACACUUCCACUUACCAAAGUUUUACUUUGAAUCGUGAAAGAAGUUCAAUACUUCAUAACACACUGUAUUCAAAAAUAGACCAAAUAAAUUCAUACUCUAGGUAAUUAUAUAAUUUUGUAGCAUAUGUGGAAUGAAAUGGUCAAUUAUAUAUUUUUUUAUUUAAAUUCUUGUCAUGAUUUAAGGAGGCUUUUGCUUUUUCGCGACGCCCGCUAACCGGAAGUGACGCUUUGGUUUGAAGAUGGAGGGCGGCAGCGUCUAUGUUCGGGAAAGAGGCAAACUUCGGCGUGUGGGUGACACCGCUCUGGCUCCAGCGGCCCCCCCGGCUGACGGACGGACAGAGUCCCGCGCGCCAACAAACAAGAAUGGUAGAAUUACCUCGCGCGCGGAGGGAAGCCUCCGAUUCUCCGAGUCUCUCUUUCAGAUGACGCUUUCCUUCGUGGUUGACAACAUCCAGCACGUGGAUUCGCUGGUCGGAUUCCCAGAACAGAUCGGACGUACCGUGUUUUCGGCUGCGGCGGAAGGUCACGUGUUUUCCGGCCCGGACGCCUCCAAAGCGCUGCGGCUGUUCGCUGAUGCUUACGGGGAGACGCUGCUCGGGUCUCUGUGCCUCAGAAACCGGUUCCCGCUCCUCCACGAGCGGAUGGAGGAGAUCAGAACGUUCUGCAGUCUGAAGUCUCUGGACCUGUUCGGGUGCAGGCUGGGGGACCAGCACGAGCUCUUCCAGCACGUGACGUCACUGGCCAACAGCUUGGUCCGGCUCUUCAUCGGCGCCAACGGUCUGUCAGAUGCUGGCCUGCAGAGACUGACCGCAGCGGUCCGGAUGAGGCAAGCGGGUCUGGACAGUCUCCAGGUCCUGGACGUUUCCUACAACCCCAUCUCAGAGAGAGCCCUCCGGUACCUCACCUGCCUCCCAGAGCUGUCAGCGCUGGACGUGUCUCAGACUGGAAUGAGGAUUAGCCCCGGAUUGCAGAAAAGCAUGUGGGGCCUGCUGGGCCUGCUUCACUGCCCCGAACCUCUGGACGUCUUUCAUCAUUCUGGAUGUGAAACUGACGGCUGGGCAGAGCAGGUGGUAAAUCAAUGGGAAUCCAUUGGAUUAAAGACGCCAACGCAGAAGAAAGUGGGGGAUUCCAGGAUGUCAGCUCUUGGUUUUUGUAAGUCUGGUGCGUUUUGGGUUGUUCUUCUGUAUGUUUUUGUUUUUUCCCAAAGACUGUUUGUCACAGACGGAAGACAGAAGAGGAUCCGGGAUGUGCUGAGCUCCUCGGGCCCGGUCCAUGGCAGCGAGCAGGACACGAGCAGAGAGGAGCUGCACUUUUACAGACCCACAGCCGGCGUUCAAGAGCCGCCGUCUUCCACCGUUAAUCCCCGUCUGGAAGAGGGGAAACGGAAGCUGGAUCCAGAACGUGGCGUCUCCCACCAGAGCCCCCCGAGAAAGCGUGGCGUCUCCCACCAGAGCCCCCCGAGAAAGCGUGGCGUCUCCCACCAGAGCCCCCCGAGAAAGCGUGGCGUCUCCCACCAGAGCCCCCCGAGAAAGCGUGGCGUCUCCUCAGCUCUGACUGCAGAGGACAUGGAUCUGCUGAGCAGCUACUGAGGGAGGAGACGCAGGCGGCCGUGCAGCUUUCCACAAAAGCAGAGCAGCCAUCACCGGAGGCACAGAAACACCAGACGCGUGGAAAUGUUGGACCGUUGUCAUUUUAUUAUUGCAGCUUAACGGCAGGAGAUCCGAAAGGAUAGAAACCAGGAACCACUGCCAUAAAUGAACCUUUAGAUCCGAGUCACAAACACGGACUGGGGGAAACGCAGCCGAGUCGCUGCUGAAGGAAUGCUUCUUCCGAGAUGUUUUUAAAGGAAUAAAAUCAGAACAGAGACUGUCAU